GUUAGAUGUCUAUACGGUUCCUGUGAUCUCUGUCACGCUUGCGUAGAAUCGAGUUUUUCCUUUCCUUUCGCUUCCUUUUCCGUUGGCUUCUGAAAAAGAACCAAAAUGGUGCAGCGGUUAACCUAUCGUCGACGUUUGUCAUACAACACAAAAAGCAACAGGAGACGCGUUGUACGCACUCCUGGUGGGAAACUAGUAUACCAGUAUCUUAAGAAACCGAAGAAGAUCCCAAGAUGUGGUCUAUGCAAAGACAAGCUUAGAGGCAUCCAGCCUGCUAGGCCCAUGGAGAGGUCUAGAAUGUGCAGACGUAAGAAGACGGUGAAACGUGUAUAUGGCGGUGUACUUUGUCACAAAUGUGUGAAGGAAAGGAUCGUCCGUGCUUUCCUAAUCGAAGAACAGAAGAUUGUUGUUAAGUACAUGAAAGCACGUAACGCAAAAACGAAGGCGGAGAAGUAAUUUUUUGCUUUUUAUUAAUUAAAUAAAAUAUAUAAAAUCAAGAGAAA
Messenger RNA from Nomia melanderi (Alkali bee), 503 nucleotides. RefSeq names its product large ribosomal subunit protein eL34. The record is from RefSeq and is a predicted model, not a curated record. Gene Ontology annotation, molecular function: structural constituent of ribosome. Lineage: Eukaryota; Metazoa; Arthropoda; Insecta; Hymenoptera; Halictidae. Gene Ontology annotation, biological process: translation. Gene Ontology annotation, cellular component: ribosome.